Psammomys obesus (fat sand rat) is the source of this 1612-nucleotide messenger RNA. It is a transcript of the gene Rad51b, whose product is annotated as RAD51 paralog B. Gene Ontology annotation, biological process: double-strand break repair via homologous recombination. The transcript has 15 exons. NCBI's taxonomy places the organism in Eukaryota, Metazoa, Chordata, Mammalia, Rodentia, Muridae. The record is from RefSeq and is a predicted model, not a curated record. Gene Ontology annotation, cellular component: Rad51B-Rad51C-Rad51D-XRCC2 complex. Gene Ontology annotation, molecular function: ATP hydrolysis activity; ATP-dependent DNA damage sensor activity; ATP binding. Bases 129 to 1181 code for a protein of 350 amino acids.
CUUUGAAAAGUUGGAUCUGCUGGCCCGGCCAAUUUGAGACUUCCCUGUCUGCUUCAGCAGUACAGUUACAUACCAAUUACAGUACUUGUAUAGCUGUAGUUAUAUUCUUCUUUGGGAGAUCUGGAAAUAUGAGCAAAAAGAAACUAAGACGAGUGGGUUUAUCACAAGAGCUAUGCGACCGUUUGAGCAGAUAUCAGAUUGUUAACUGUCAGGACUUUUUGUGUCUCUCCCCACUGGAACUUAUGAAAGUGACUGGCCUGAGUUAUGGAGGUGUCCACGAACUUCUGCAUACAGUCAGCAAGGCCUGUGCUCCACAGAUGCAAACGGCUUAUGAGAUAAAGACACGGAGGUCUGCGAAUCUCUCACCUGCGUUCCUGUCUACCACCCUUUCUGCUUUGGAUGAAGCUCUGCAUGGUGGUGUUGCUUGUGGAUCUCUCACAGAGAUUACAGGUCCACCAGGUUGCGGAAAAACCCAGUUUUGUAUAAUGAUGAGUGUUUUAGCUACAUUACCCACCAACAUGGGAGGAUUAGAAGGGGCUGUUGUGUAUAUUGACACGGAGUCUGCAUUUACUGCUGAAAGACUGAUCGAGAUAGCAGAAUCCCGUUUCCCACACUAUUUUAACACUGAGGAAAGGUUGCUUCUCACCAGCAGUAGAGUUCAUCUUUGCCGGGAACUCACCUGCGAGGGACUUCUGCAAAGGCUUGACUCUUUGGAGGAAGAGAUUAUUUCAAAAGGAGUUAAGCUUGUGAUUGUGGACUCCAUUGCUUCUGUGGUCAGAAAGGAGUUUGAUCCGCAGCUUCAAGGCAACAUCAAAGAAAGGAACAAGUUCUUGGCCAAGGAGGCAUCCUUAUUGAAGUACCUGGCUGAGGAAUUUUCCAUCCCAGUAAUCGUGUUUGGGGAGCAUGUGACGCAUGUGUGUGGUGUGCUACCGUCUCAGGCUGAAAUGGUGAAAUCUGCUGAUGACACCAGACUAUCAGAGGGUACUUCUGGAUCCAGCUGUGUGGUAGCUGCGCUAGGAAACUCAUGGGGUCACUGUGUGAACACUCGGCUGAUUCUCCAGUACCUCGAUUCAGAGAGAAGGCAGGUUCUCAUUGCCAAGUCCCCUCUGGCGCCCUUCACCUCCUUUGUCUACACCAUCAAGGGAGAAGGCCUGGUUCUUCAAGGCCAAGAAAGGCCAUAGAGAUACUGUGACCUUUGUCCAGAGCUGAUGGGGGUGUGAUUUGUGAAAUGAAACAGGAUGGUGCUGCUUGGAAAAAGGAAAACGGAAGCCGACAUAAUGAGGAUUAAUUGGUUGAUUGCUGUUGAGAUGGUAACAGUGAUUUCAGACCCAGAAGGGAAGGUGAAGAUGAAGAAGCCUUUGUCCUGAUUCUAGAUGCAGAGUCUGGCGAGGGGCUCCACCGCCCUGGGAUGUCAGCAGCCAUAAGAAUAAUUUGCACUUACAUAGCACCUUUCAACCAUGUACCUCAAAGCGGUUUAGCCACAUUAAUUAAUUAAAGCCCACAAUCCCCCUGGGGAGAGGAGGAGGAGGGCUAACAAGAUUUGUAAUUACAGAAGGGAACAUUUCCGAAUAAAGUAUUGUCCGGAGAAUAAAAAGAAAAGGUGUACAAAGAA